AUGAGAGGACCGAGUGUGAGAGAGGGCGCGAGCCGUGAGGAGAGAAGGCACCUGGCCAGUGCACGCGGCGAGACUAUUGAAAAUGGGCGCGGACGAUGGGGCGAAAAGCGCGACGAGGAUCACCAACCGCACGUCAGAGCCAGAUCUGAGGGGCCUGAGCCUGCGCUUGAAGUUGGGUGGAGACCACUGGAGUCCCCUGCUGAGAGUCUGAGCUGCGUCUCUGUCGAUGAGAAAAUCAUCCUAACCCACCUGGGGAUGGUUAACCGUGCCACCACUUCCCAAGUUCUCUUUCCCAUCUCUUGUCUCUCCUUCGCGUCGCGGAGACACCUUUUUCUCUCUGUCAUGAAGGACACAGGGCUUGCCCCCUACUCCCGCUUUCCCAACUCUCUGGCUCUACGUCGUCAGCACCCCCAUCCCCCAGGGAAUGCCAGGAGGACUGAGCGCGUGCCAACCGCUUCCUCGUUGGCUCCCACAAGUGCCCAAGAGCAAGCCUGUGGUCCCUCCCCACUUCCUCUCCAGAUGGGCUCCCUGCUGUCUCCGCUCGGGAACGAUAGUGGUUUGGUGCCUGUGGCUUGGCCCUCGCAGGCGUUGACCUUUCUUCGUACACGGCACACCACUGCCGCUAACAAGCUAAUUAACAACCGGCUCACCGGCCCCCCCAAUCGCCCCCCAAGUGCUGGGCGCGGCAGCUGGGUUGACGGACAGAGGGGCAAGAGGGGCCCGUACCUGGACCGGGGGCUUCAUGGGAUCCUGGGUCAAACUUUCGCGGGAGAUCCUCAGCAGAUCCAGACCAUGCUGGGGGGUGCGCCCGAGUUGACCAGAGUGUGA
This is a messenger RNA of Penicillium daleae, 828 nucleotides long. RefSeq lists its product as uncharacterized. Bases 1 to 828 code for a protein of 275 amino acids. NCBI's taxonomy places the organism in Eukaryota, Fungi, Ascomycota, Eurotiomycetes, Eurotiales, Aspergillaceae. The record is from RefSeq and is a predicted model, not a curated record. The transcript is spliced from 3 exons.